AUGAAGUACUCGCAGACAGAAGCCUUCAAGAUCUGGGCCGGCUUCGCCGUUAUCGCUUUCGUGGUCUUCAUGCUGGUAUCCAGUGGCGAUUUCUCUUUCCUCCUGACGCUCUCCUCUCUGUUGAGCAUGUUCAGCUUCCUUAUGGUCGCACUGAAGAUGGAGAUUGGCCGCUCCUGCAAGGGAGUCUCAUUGAAAAUGAUGGAGUCUUACCUUGUCAUCUUCUUUUGCCGCCUUUGCGCCAUUAUUCCUUUCGAGGGCUACCUUCCGUUUGACAAGUCGGGUGACUGGUUCUACCAGACCUGCGAGGCGCUUGGCUUCUGCCUCGCGGGGACGAUAGUGUACUUCUGCCGCAUAAAAUAUGCUGCGACGUAUGAUCCGAACAUAGCGGAUGCAACAUCGACGGUGUCGCUACUCGAGGGUUUUCUUUUGGCAGGUCUUGCUGUGCAGCAGACAGCGGAGUCAUCUCAAUUGGCAUUAUUCGGAGAGCACGAGCGCCCCGCAUGCAGGUUCCUCACCCGGAAUGCCGGUCUUGGCAUCCACGCACACCAGGCCCACGAAGCGCCACCGGAGGACCGGUUUCGCCGCGCUCUGUGUGUCAUUGGCGUGCUUGCACACAUGGCAGAGUGGCAGCCUCGUCCCACGCUGCAAUGCCAGGGUCUUAAUCGAGCUGAUGCCCUGAAUGUCAUGACCAUGACGUUCGGGAAUGGCUACCGCCUUGACAAGAACGAUUUGCUGGGAGCUGGUGGUUAUGGCAAGGUCUACAAAUGUACGGACAUGCAGGGCAGGGAACUUGCCGUCAAGCAAGUCUUCACUGCUAACACAGAGGUUUUGGACAGAGAGAUUGAGAUUCACACCCACAUUGGCCAGCACCCAAACAUUGUUCAGCUCAUCGACGCCUUUCCAAUUGAGGGGGCAGAGGGGAAGAUGAUAGUGAUGGAGUUGGCCAAGGGUGGCGAACUAGGGGACUUGCUGGAGAAGACGGGCCCUAUGCCCGAGCAGAAGGCCAAGCACAUCUUUAAGCAGGUGGUGAGUGCCAUUCAGCACCUGCAUUCCCGCAAUAUCCUGCACCGGGACCUGAAGUCCGACAACAUCCUCCUCUGCACCGACAGCACUCACGACAUGAACCAGCCUGUUGUGAAGCUGAUCGACUUCGGAGCAGGCCACUGGGCGAAGACGGGGCCUCUGGUGGCGGACAAGUUCAUCGGGACGCUGCAGUUCAUGGCCCCGGAGGUGAUCAUCGCGCGUGGGGACGACUUCGACGCCACGGACGCCUCGCAGAUCGAGUCCACGGUGCAGAUCGAGUUCAAGAAGCGGCCCUUCGGGAUCCGCAAGUACAAGCCGGGUCCCAACAACAAGGGCGCGCGAAUCACCGAGGUCAUCGAGCAGUCGCGAUACCCAGGUGACCCUCUUGGUCAAGCUUUCGUAGCAGGGGUCCAGAACGAGUGGGUCGUGAAGUCGGUAAACGGAAGGGAUGUCAGCAACAUGGAUUUCGAGGACAUCCUCGACCUUAUGGGUGAUCGCUUGCUGGACAAUUCCUCCCGGGGCGCAUUCGAUGGGUCCUUCAAGGUGACGGGUGACAACAAAGGACAGGGAAAAGUGCUGCCCAAGGUUGAGCAGGUGGAGCUGCCUGCGCAGAUCCAGUAUGCCCAGAUGCGGUCGAAGCCCUACGAUGCGAAGGUGGACGUGUGGUCCCUGGGCUGUGUCCUCUACCAUAUGCUGGCCGGUCGACCCCCGUUUGCGCCAGAGGAGGAGGCCGUGCUCGCAGGAACCUUCCAACCGCCAGCAGGGGCUUCGCCACAAGUCAUGGAUCUAUUGAACAAGAUGCUCGUGGUGAACCCAGCAGGGCGCGCCGACCUUGCCACGGUCUCCCUGGAAGUUGAGCCAGUGCAUGAAAAUUACACAGACCAAGACCCGCUCGCAACCGACACCUUUCAACACUUGUAUUUGGGCGUUGGUGCUCUAGGCUUGUCCUUGAUCUUCCAUCCGAACCUGAAUGGUUUUCUGCCUUCAGACAUCGGCUGGGCUUUCGCUCUCUACUUGGAGUCUGUGGCCGUGCUGUGUCAGCUCUUCAUGUUCAUGAAAGAGGGCCGGGCGCAGGAGCACACGUCCCACUUCCUGGCUGCGCAGGCCCUAGCCAAGUUGAUGAGCUUCAUCUUCUGGGCCAGCUCCUUUAGCGAGCUCUCCGACCCAAAUCACCACAUCAAGGCCUUCGUGGGAAACUGGGUGGUGUGUGCGCAGCUGGUGCAGCUUCUGAUCAUGGGGGACUUUAUCUACCACUACAUGCGAUGCAUCCAGCAAGGAAUUCCAGUGUCCCAGCUCUUGUCUUCGGAUGCCGUCUAG
This is a messenger RNA of Symbiodinium sp. CCMP2592, 2340 nucleotides long. The record is from the annotation of a GenBank genome assembly. Lineage: Eukaryota; Dinophyceae; Suessiales; Symbiodiniaceae.